Oryza brachyantha (malo sina) is the source of this 1489-nucleotide messenger RNA. RefSeq lists its product as uncharacterized. Lineage: Eukaryota; Viridiplantae; Streptophyta; Magnoliopsida; Poales; Poaceae. The record is from RefSeq and is a predicted model, not a curated record. Gene Ontology annotation, biological process: phospholipid metabolic process; arachidonate secretion. Bases 343 to 1104 code for a protein of 253 amino acids. Gene Ontology annotation, molecular function: A2-type glycerophospholipase activity. The transcript has 2 exons.
GAGGAGGAAGGAAGCGCCCAACGUAGCGAGCGAGAGACGAGUCACGGCACCACGCGUCGGCCUUCCGCCGCGCCGGGGCCUCCAGAAUCCUCCUCCUCUCCGUUUUAUCCCUCCCACCACCCAAAACCGGCGAACCACCCGCCCGCCCAAUCCCCGCCUCAAACAAAUAACCCGGCCCCACCCAACCCUCUCCCAAACAAAACAAACAACCCAAAGAAAAGCGUAACAAAUCCGCACAGCCACACGCCACCACCGUGCGCCGCAGGAACCGGCACCGCCGUGACGGCGACGGCGACGGCGACGGCGACGCGACGCGCGGAGGAAGCGGGGUCCGCCGCAGCAAUGGAGGUCGCCGCCUCGCCUCCCCCUUCCAAGCCGCCUCCGCUCCGCCUCGCCCUCAACCCGGCCGCUCUCCUCCGCCGCCCCCACCCGGCCGCAUCCCCCGCGGCCGGUGAAGCGCCCCCGCCCGCGCCGCGGCCGCUCGGCGUCGACAGGCUCAUCUCCUUCCUCUCCUCCCUCGUCCUCCCCCGCCGCGAGCGCGCGAAGCAGCCGGCCGCGAACGCUGCGGCGGUGCGGAGGGAGGCGGCGGAGAAGGAGGCGGAGGCGGAGAGGCAGCUGGUGGGGUGCGCGGUGCCGCUGUUCCGGCCGUACGUGGCGCAGCUGCCGUGGCACGGCGGGACGCGGGCGUGGCUGUCGCGGAUGUUCCCGCGCUACGGCCACUACUGCGGCCCCAACUGGUCGAGCGGCAAGGAGGCCGGCUCCGUGCUCUGGGACCGCCGCCCCCUCGACCACCUCGACUUCUGCUGCUACUGCCACGACAUGGCCUACGACACCCACGACCAGGCCCAGCUCCUCCGCGCCGACCUCGCCUUCCUCCGCUGCCUCCAGACCAGCCGCCAGACCCGCGCCGUCGACGGCGUCGCCGCCGCCGCCGUCUACCGCUCCAUGUGCAUCUUCGGGCUUAAGACGAUCCUGAUACCUUACCGGACGAACCUGGUGCGGCUGCAGACCGGGCCCAACUACGCCGACGCCUUCGCCGACUUCGUCAAGAGGAUCGCGUCGUCGUCGGGGAGGCCCGCCGGCGGCGACAAGCAGAGGCUGUGAGAUUGCUUCUGCGAUCGCGGUGGCGCCGAAUCCCCCAACUAAUUGGGGGAAAUUGGGGAUUGAGGUCGUAGUGCCCUAAUUGUGCAUAGCUCGAGUUUUGAUUCGAUCGAGGAGGUGAGGGAUAAUAUGUAUAUAUAUCCUCUUCUAAUUGUAGUUUCUGAUGAGAAACAUUGGGAUUGGGGCUUUUUUUUCACUGUGAAUAUAGCUUAGCACAUGAUUGAUUAUGUCAAUUGUAUCAAAAUGUGGGCUUCAUAACACAAUGCAAUUAUGCAGCAUGAUUUUGCUUUGGUUGAAGGCAAAAUCUGUUCUGAAAGGACCGAAAUUUUUUAAGAUCCACUAGCACCAAAUAUUCUCGUUUGACAUUCAGCAUUAUCUGAACUUCAGU